UGUGAUUUGUGGUUGUUUUUAGGAAAUAGAAAUUUUAUUUCAAUAUAAUUAGACAAAUGUAAAUAGUAUUUUGAUUUAGUAUGUCUAUUAAUAAUUUAACGUCAGUUUUAAAAUCGUGCUCGGAAAGUGAACUAAUAAAUGAAGUCGUGGAAACGAAUAUGACAACUAAACAAGUAGAGGGAUCCCUACUGAAACGGACCUUUACAUUACCCCGUAAUCCUUUUGGAUCAGUCAGAGCGAGUUCUAGUAAAAAUAGACCUGUUGAUACUGAUAGCAAGCCACCUAUCGCUACAUCUGCGGUAGUCGGCACUCAAAUAAAUGAAGGUGCUGUUGAACGGAAGUUAUUCAGAAGGCCGUCUUGGAAGAUAUUUCUAAAUAAAAUAGCUCAGCAUAUGACCACUGUAAAUACUGGUGGGGUCAAAUCUGUGCAGACAAUUGCAAGUGACAGAGUGCCCUGUAUUGGGGAACCUCCCUGGCCUCCAGGCGCUACUCCUGCAGCUACUGGAAUUAAAAACCAUGGAAAUACUUGCUAUAUGAAUGCAGUGCUUCAAUGUUUAUCACAUACAGAUGUUAUUGCUGAAUAUUUUGUACUUGAUUACUACAAGGUUGAUCUUCAAAAAAGAAACAAAAUUAAUUCAAAGAAAUAUGGCACCAGAGGUGAGGUCACAGAACAACUGGCAACACUCUUGAAGGCGCUUUGGUCAUGUUGUUAUGCACCCGAUAUGAGUCUUGCCUUAAAGACAGCAGUAGAAAGACAUGGUUCACAAUACAGAGGGAACAGCCAACAUGAUGCUCAAGAAUUUCUUUUUUGGCUUCUUGAUAAAGUGCAUGAAGACCUAAAUACAGCAACCAAGAAAAAAUACAAAACAAUAAAAAAUACAGUUGGAAAGUCAGAUGAGGUUGUGGCAGCUGAGACAUUAGCAAACCAUGCGAGACGGAACAGUUCAUUUGUACAAGCAGUGUUCCAGGCACAGUACAGGUCUGCAUUGACAUGUGCGAAAUGUGACAGAACAUCUUGUACGUUUGAUCCGUUCCACUGUGUGAGUGUUCAGUUACCGACCAGACCAGCCACCGCACAGCCAUCACCACUGCCAGUCAAUGUUGUGUAUGUAAACCAACAACCUCGGCAAGUGCGCAUUGGAGUUGAGCUACCGGCAAAUGCCACGAUGGAAGACCUGCGGACUGUUCUACACACAGACACGGGCGUUGAACGAGAGCACAUCAUAUUGGCUGAAAUUAAUGAGACUGGUUGGUGCGUGGCUCGCAACCCAUGGGAGCCGGCCGGCAUCGACUCGGGCGCCCUCUAUUGCAUGGAGGCGCCUCCUCUACUGCAGACACCUACCACGCCAUACCUACUCAUACUGUGGGUGAACUUGCUCGAGGGAGAACGUUUCGGGUCGCCGUACGCGAUGCAAGUGCCGCGAGAGAUAUCAUUCGUGGACCUCCAGAAGUUGAUGUUGAAGGAAAUGUGCCAGGUGGUCGCCGACCGCGUGUUAGAGACCGCGCAGGGAACGGAUAUAUUCAAGGCGAGAAUUGCUGAGGCGCAUCGACCUAGAGACCCCGCCUAUCUUCAGCCCGAGUUGCCACACCCGCUGUUUGCACUGGACGUGGAACAAGCGCUGGUCUCCCACGACAAGUACCCGCACCUGCGCCUGGAGCUGCAGUGGGAGCCGCAGCACCGCGACAGCAUCGUGCGGGAGUGGGGCGAGGCGUGCGACGUGCACGUGUCGGCGGGCGGGCGAGCCGAGCCGCUCACCCUGGCGGCGUGUCUGGCGCACUACACGCGGGCCGAGACCCUGGCCGUGGAGGACGCCUGGAGGUGUCCUCAAUGCCAGAGAUACAUGCCGGUUGUGAAAACACUGGGCCUGUGGUCACUUCCCGACAUCCUCGUGAUACACCUAAAGCGAUUUAGACAGCAAGCCAAGGGCCGAACGAGUACAAAAUUGACCACAAUGGUUGAAUUCCCAUUGAAUGACUUCGAUAUGACACCACAUCUGGUACGGAAAAACAAGACCAGCGCUGAAUCCCCGGGGCAUUCAAGAUCGCCACGGCGGCGACCCUCAAAGACACCCAGCAUUCCUCAGGAAAAUAUAUACGACCUGUACGCCAUAUGCUACCACCACGGGGAUGAUUUAGAGACUGGUCAUUAUACUGCAGCUUGCAAGAAUCCUUAUGAAAACCGCUGGUACAAGUUUGAUGAUUCAAGAGUCACCGCCGUGAACGACGAAGACGCCUUUAGCGAGCUCGUGAAUAACUCCGCGUACAUGCUGUUCUAUAAGCGGAAGAGACCGACCGUGAUGCACUCUUGUUCAAUGGAAGAUAACGAACACUGGGCACUGAGAAUGCCCAGGCACUCGAAAUUACCUGAUCUGACAGAAAUUACUGAAAUUAAACAGGAAUCAGAUAGUAAUACUGGCGUAUCGGAAGAUGCUGAAGAUUUAGAGCCUGUAGUGGAAAAUCAGGAUGUUAUUACGAACGAAUGCAUACAGGCGACACUGAUACAGUCGCCGACGUUGCAACGGCCCCUCAUUAUCGAAGUGAACAAAUGUCUAACGAACGACGAACUAAGCGAUUACGAAAACGAGAGCGUGUCCAUAGAACCGUACAUACACAAGGAUGUGCACGUUAACCCCAAGAUGACGCCGGUGGACGCGCGACGACCGCGAUCUGUGGACUAUCCGGCCAGGGCUGGAACAUCCCCCCCCUCUAGGGACUCGGAUAGGAGUUACGAAAGUUCUCCGCUGGUAUCAUGUAUAAACGAAGUCGAAUAUCAUCCCACUACUGAGGACGUAAUGCUUUCUAUGUUUCAGGAGUCUAAAUAUAUCGUCCCGCGGCACCACAUCAACGGAGAAUCUCACAGAACAGGAGAAAAGUCUAACGUAUGGAAAACUCGAAUAUCUACCUGAGAACGGGCGCCGCCGGCAAGCGGUGAGAAGUUGUUCAUAUUAAUAUGUUGUUUGAACAAUCCGUAUGCGAGCAGUAUGUGGAGCUAGGACUGUCUGUGAACUUGUAGUUUGUGUUAGCCCGCCACUUAGAUAUAAAAUAAUAAACAUUAGAACCGAACUCUACAUUAGUACCACAUUAACCUAUUUUUCAAUGAAAGUUGAUAAAUAAAUACUUAGUCUAAUAAAACAAUAAAGAGUGAAGUCAUAAAUUAUUAAUUUAUAUGUGGAAAUAUUGAGGCAACCAUGGGAGUCCUCAACUCCAGAGGCCAAGAGAUGAGUCGCCAGCUUUUAAGUUGGAAGUACGCUAUUAACUUGAAGGUACCUAAGUCGUAUCGGUUCGGGAAAACUGCAUCCGGUACUUAUUCUCUCUCUCUCUCUCUCUCAAAGUGUCUGUGCGAGGCAAAAGUAGUUGUCAAACGUCAGUGAAUCGCUGCACUAGUUAGAGACGCUAUUAUGGGAUCAUAUAAAGAUUUGAAAGAAUUUCAUCAUAAUAUUAUUAUUAAUAAUUAAUUAAGUAAAUUAUCAUUGUUUAACUAAAAAAUGUGUUUCAAUGUAUUAAAUAUAUCAUAAGACGAAAUCAUGGUCUGUACUAAUAUAUGCACCUACUAGAAAAAUAUAAAGGGAACGUAAUGCCAUUAGAUGUUUAUUUCUAGAUUUAUCCAUAUAAUACAUAACUACAGAAUAUUGAGUCCGUAGAGUGACCAAUAUGUGGGGUAGUUGCUGAUAAAAAAUCAUUAUUGUUUAUUUUUGACGUUGACAGAUAGAUUGACCGCACGUUAAAAUUUGACAGCUAGUGUUAAUAAUAUACUUCGUGUGAUUGAAUGUUUAUAUAGAUUCUGGGCACCGGUCAUUACUAUAAUCACUUGUAAAUUCGUUUACACCGAUCAAAUGACACACUCUAAGCUUGUUGGUCUACUGAAACGUGACAUUGGCGAGUUGUGGUGCCCCUUCCACAGGUGCCACUAGAAAGAAUAGAAUAGAAUGUUUAUAUACUUAGCUACAGAAAUAUAUGUGGGGUAGUGGCUGAUAAAAGUCGUUCUUGUCGAUUUUUGACGUUGACAAUUUGACAACACCAAUUGGCAGCUAGUUUCAAUAAUGCUUCGUUAAUGCGAUUGAAUCCCUAGAUAACCUACCAAUUUAAAUAAUCCUCUUUUAUUGUUUUCUAUAUUGAGCCGAUGGUCUUGUAACCAAUGCUUUAUAUAAAUAAAUAAAAAAAAGAUUCUUUGACGCCUGUGUCUACAUAUAAUGUGGUACUUUUGUAUUGUGACGGUGUACGCAACCAGUUAUCUGAUUAGAUCUGAGACCUUGCGCGUACUUGACACAGAUUAAAUGUUUCGAUGUAGAUUUAGUUUAUUUAUAAAGUGAGAGGCCUGUCUUAUCAUAUAUUUUCUCAUGUUUCAAUGUUACGACAACCACCAUGGGCCACGCCUUCAUAAAAAUUAGUGUCAAAUCUGUUCUACUGAUUUCGUACAGCUAUUAGACUAAACUGUUUAAACGGUAGUAGUUCUGCCCAAACAUUGCCCAAAGCAUACAAGGACAAAACCGAUAAUGAUGAAAUUGGUUCAAAAAAUCAAAGAAUUAAAAACAAAUAAUAUAUAAUAAUGAGGAUAGUUACUACCACUCUUGAAUGAAUCAUCCAAGACUCAAAAACAACCACAAAAUUUCAUCAAAAUCGGUUUAGACAGCAAAACAUCCAUAUCGCGAAAUUUGUGUUACGGCUCUUAUGAAAACAUGUUGCGUUGUAGUAAUUUGUGUUGUGGCGAUAAGAGCACAACGCCACUGCUCGUCGUUAGCGUCGAGUUAUAAAUAUAAAAUGAAUAUCGGAUCAUUUUAUUUUAUUAAGCGUCUUAUGAAACAUGUAACCCAGUUUGUACCUAUACUGCGACGCUAGUCUCCUAAACAUAGUGUAUUUUAACAACCCCACUUAACAAAUGAUCUUAUGAAAUAGCUAGUAAUGUGUUAAUCAACGGAUGCCUAAUAAGAACAAGUACGAAUGCUUGCAAUAGUCGUUCUAGGAUAAGGUUAAGUGUAUUUUGUGAAAUAUAUUAUGUAGUCAUAGUCCGACCGUUUAUCU
Leptidea sinapis is the source of this 5019-nucleotide messenger RNA. It is a transcript of the gene Usp15-31, whose product is annotated as ubiquitin carboxyl-terminal hydrolase 31. The coding region runs from base 81 to 2906 and encodes 941 amino acids. The transcript is spliced from 13 exons. The record is from RefSeq and is a predicted model, not a curated record. Gene Ontology annotation, molecular function: cysteine-type deubiquitinase activity. Gene Ontology annotation, biological process: protein deubiquitination. NCBI's taxonomy places the organism in Eukaryota, Metazoa, Arthropoda, Insecta, Lepidoptera, Pieridae.